Molecule: messenger RNA, 1462 nt
Organism: Tripterygium wilfordii
Lineage: Eukaryota; Viridiplantae; Streptophyta; Magnoliopsida; Celastrales; Celastraceae
Product: AT-hook motif nuclear-localized protein 24-like
Exons: 1
Coding region: 378-1253 (291 amino acids)
Biological process (GO): vegetative to reproductive phase transition of meristem
Cellular component (GO): nucleus
Molecular function (GO): DNA-binding transcription factor activity; minor groove of adenine-thymine-rich DNA binding
Source: RefSeq, a predicted model, not a curated record
UGCAGGCAGUCUUACCAAAGCCAAACCCACAUCUUGAAUCAUCAAACCCUAAAAACCCAAAUCUCAAAUCCUCAAUUCCCCAAUCCAUCAGCUUCUUCUCCAUCACCAACAAGUUCCAGCGACAACAAGAAGAUCCCUAAGAUGCUCAAAUUUAGCUCUGAAUUUGGUGGCUAGCUAUCAUCUAAACUCCACUAAUCACUAAUUCUCUUUUCUUUCUCAUGGUGGAGACCUAGUAAUUAGCAAGAAAAAUAGAAAAGCUCUUCUUCUUCUUCCCACUAUCACCUCACCAGGCCACUACUUAAUUUGUAUCUCCAUUUCUUGGUGAUCUCUCAACCACUUGAGGGUUCCUCGUAUGUGACCAUCAUCACUAGAUAUAUAUGGAUCCAAUAACUAGUCAUGGACUUUCGCUCCCUCCUCCUUUUCACACAAGAGAUUUCCAACUCCAUCAGCAGCAGCAGCAACAACUUCAAUUCCACACCCAACAAAAUUCAGAAGAUGAACAAAGUGGUAGUAGCAGCGGCGUAAAACGCGAGCGCGAAGAGAACAACAACAACAACAGAGACUUCGAAGGUGGAGGAGGAGGAGGAGAGAUUACUAGAAGGCCAAGAGGCAGACCAGCUGGAUCAAAGAACAAACCAAAACCCCCAAUCAUAAUCACCCGCGACAGCGCUAACGCUCUCCGCACCCACGUCAUCGAAAUCGCUGAUGGUUGUGACAUUGUUGACAGCGUCGCCACAUUCGCUAGGAGGAGACAGAGAGGGGUUUGUAUAAUGAGCGGAACUGGAACUGUAACCAAUGUCACACUCAGACAACCUGCUUCACCAGGCGCAAUUGUCAGUUUACAUGGAAGAUUCGAGAUAUUAUCGCUUUCUGGAUCAUUUCUGCCACCUCCUGCUCCACCUGCCGCGACGGGGCUGACUAUCUACUUAGCUGGGGGACAAGGACAAGUUGUUGGUGGGAGCGUGGUUGGCACGUUGACUUGUUCCGGUCCGGUGGUUGUCAUGGCUGCUUCGUUUAGUAAUGCCGCGUAUGAGAGGCUUCCGUUGGAGGAGGACGAGCAGCCCCCCAUUGGAAUGCAAGGUGGAGGAGGAAUUGGGUCGCCAGGAGCGGUGGGGUCCGCACAGCAGCAGCAGCAGCAGGUGAUGGGUGAGGGAAAUCCUGCUCCUAUGUUUCAUGGGUUACCGCCUAACCUACUGAAUUCUAUACAGUUACCGAGUGAAGCUUAUUGGGCCACUGGUCGCCCUCCCUUCUAGCUACCUUAUUCAAUGUGAUUGAUUAAGGAAGGCCGGCCGCAUCGACAAGCUGGUGAUUAGAGUUCAUGUUUCGUGAUGGGUUUGAUGAUCUAUAUCAGGUUUUGAUUUCUCCUCAAGUUUAGUUGUCUCUUGUUUUGGAUUUGAUUACUAUUAGAACAAAUAGAUGUAAAAAUUUCUUUGAUUCCUAGCAAUGAUGCUGAUGAUGAGUU